Messenger RNA from Oppiella nova, 1329 nucleotides. Lineage: Eukaryota; Metazoa; Arthropoda; Arachnida; Sarcoptiformes; Oppiidae. The record is from the annotation of a GenBank genome assembly.
CACAAUUGUUUGUAAAUAUAUUUUGAAACCAAAACAUCCAAAAAUCGCGAAAAACAUGAAAUUGAUUUGCAAUCAAAACAUAACUUAAAUUGUGGUUACAAUGAGUGCGACAAAAGUGUGUUAAUAGUAAUGAAUACAUUGAUCGUGAAAAAUAUAUCACCGAAACUGAGUUACAAUGAAAGGGAGGAACUGUUCCGACAUUUUGGUGGACAGACCGUCACUAAUCUGCCUCACUAUUCGUACGUAUUGUUUGAAAACGAGUCGCAAUCGCGGGAAGCGAUGCAACGAUUGCAUCAGUUGUUGGUUUUGGGGCAAAGACUUCGCGUCGAGUUUGCCCUCAAUUGCGGCCAAUCGGUGACACAAUUGCCGCCAAUCAGUGAACCGCAUGUUCAACAGAAAUCACACGAAGAAAGUCUGGAGUCGUUGAAAGAGAUAAAGUUAAGGGAAUUUGUGAAUCAAUUGAAUUAUACCUCACCAGCGCUUGGCCUCAAUUAUCUGCCCUCACCUCUACUCCGGUACACCUAUCCCACGGCCACGCCUUUCAUUGUCGACAACAUCGCGCACACACUUCUGGCGCACCCGAGGUUUUACACGCAAGUGCUGCAUCUCAUGAACAAAAUGAAUCUCCCGGUGCCCUUCGACGCCCACGCCAUCAAUAGGCCCAACAUUUUAACGUUUCCCACGAGUGAUACGAGUGGUGCUAAAGAUAUGCUCAUCUGUUCGUCGGAGUCCGAGUUGGAAGUGAGUGAUAGUGAAGACCCGAAUGCGAGGAAUAUUGCGGCAAAUGUUGCGAAACCACGGAAGAGAGUGAAGAAGAAGUUGAGAACUGGUUUUGUAGGCGAGAGAGCGGUGUUUGUCGACGAGUUGUUUGAGUCGAAACGCAAACGAAAGGCCAAACCCUCUGUAGAGCCGUUGCCCGAAGUGUUUGACGUGCCGGUGGUUUGCGAACCCAAGUCUGUAACUAAUAUUUCGGUGAAUAUUGUGUCCAAUUGUCGGACAAUGAAUGAGUCGAGCGCUGCGACCGCUAAAGAGGCGACAGUUCCGACCACUGGUUUUGGUGUAAUGACUGCCGCGAAGAAACAACAAAUGGAAAAGAGUUGUGAAAUAGUUUGGGACAUAAAUAACAUGAUUACUGAUCAAGAGUUGGCAACAAAUAGGAUAUUAAAGACUCAAUGGAUGAAAUAUCCGGUGUUUAGGAACUAUAGCUCCGGAGAGAUAUCCAUUCGACUGUAUGUCAAAAAUAUAGAUAAAAGUGUCGAUACAAAUGACUUGAUGAGGAUUUACAGUAAAUUUAUUGAUUGGGAGUCAGAGAUUCACCGCAAUAUGUAA